Thamnophis elegans (Western terrestrial garter snake) is the source of this 7154-nucleotide messenger RNA. RefSeq names its product microtubule associated protein tau (gene MAPT). Gene Ontology annotation, molecular function: microtubule binding. NCBI's taxonomy places the organism in Eukaryota, Metazoa, Chordata, Lepidosauria, Squamata, Natricidae. The record is from RefSeq and is a predicted model, not a curated record. Gene Ontology annotation, cellular component: neuron projection. Gene Ontology annotation, biological process: microtubule cytoskeleton organization; neuron projection development. The transcript is spliced from 14 exons. The coding region runs from base 249 to 1763 and encodes 504 amino acids.
GCGCCUGCUUGGUCGAGCCCGCUCGGGCAGCAUUGGGUGGGCCUUCGCGAACGCGCGUGUACGGCUUCUUCUAGGGAAGGUUCCGGAGCUUUAGGCGCGUCCCCGGCUUUAGUUAAGCGCGUUCUUCUUCGGUCGCUCCCUCUCUCCUGUCACUCCCCCUCCUCCCAGCUCUAGCGAGCGAGACUUUCCAGCGAGCUCUCCUUGCAGCAGAGUUAGCAGCCGCAGCACCAGGUGACCUUUCUGAUAGGAUGGCUGAUCAACAUCAGGACUUCAGUAUGACAGAUGAUCAUUUGGUGAGCCAAGCUAGGUGGAAUCCGUCAGGCACUCCCCUCCAUAUACCAGUUGAUGAUGGAUCUGAUGAACCAGGGUCUGAAGCUUCUGAUGCUAAGAGUACCCCAACUGUGGAAGAUAUUAUGGCUCCAUUAGUAGAGGACACAGCAUAUGAGGAUCAAAAUUCAGCUCAUCAGCAUGCAGAAAUGCUUGAAGGAACCACAGCUGAGGAAGGAGGCAUAGUUUGUUCUCCUAACCAUGAAGACCAUGCUUCGGGGGAUGCUCAAGCUCACAUUGACAGCAGAGAUAAAAAUGAAUUUGGGACUGAAGAGCCAAAACCAAAGACAUCUAUACCUUCCUCUGUCAAAAUCCCACAAGGUAGAUCUUCCAUUACCCCCAAACGCUACACCUCUAUUAGCUCUAUCCCCUUGAAAAAACCUUCCAAUCCUUCCAAGUCCUCAUCAUCUACCCCUAAAUGCAUCUCUUCUAUCGCAUCCCGAUCAACCAGUACAGGAAUAAAAGGAAAAAACAACAAGGGUCCAGAUAUGAAAAGUACAUCGAAGAUAGCAACUCCACGCUCUGCUGUGGCACAGAAUCAGAAGAGCCCAGCCAGUGCAUCUCGAAUCCCUUCCAAAACUCCCACUGUUCCUAAAACACCACCGAGCCUCAUUGCUAAGAAGGAGCAGAGAAGGCCCCCUAGCACAGCAGCAAAAUCUGAGAGAGGUGAACCAACCAAGUCUGGAGAGAGAAGUGGGUACAGCAGUCCUGGAUCUCCAGGAACCCCUGGCAGUCGCUCUCGCACACCAUCCUUGCCAACUCCACCAAACAGGGAGCCCAAGAAGGUUGCAGUGGUUCGUACACCACCAAAAUCCCCUUCUUCUGCCAAGAGCCGCCUGCAGACAGCUCCGGUCCCCAUGCCAGACCUGAAGAAUAUCAAGUCCAAAAUUGGUUCCACUGACAACUUAAAGCAUCAACCUGGAGGUGGAAAGGUGCAGGUGCUUAAUAAGAAGCUGAACUUUAGCCAUGUCCAAUCCAAGUGUGGAUCAAAGGAUAAUAUCAAACAUAUCCCAGGAGGAGGCAGUAUACAAAUUGUAUACAAGCCAGUGGAUCUUAGCCAUGUAACAUCCAAAUGUGGGUCUCUGGAUAACAUUCAUCACAAACCAGGUGGUGGACUGGUAGAGGUGAAAUCUGAGAAACUGGAUUUCAAAGAUAAAGUGCAAUCAAAAAUUGGAUCAUUAGAUAACAUUACCCAUAUUCCUGGAGGAGGAAAUAAGAAGAUUGAAAGCCAUAAAUUGACCUUUCGUGAGAAUGCCAAAGCCAAGACUGAUCAUGGAGCUGAAAUUGUCUACAAAUCACCCACUGCUUCUGGAGAGGCUUCUCCUCGUCGCCUUAGCAAUGUCUCUUCGACUGGAAGCAUCAACAUGGUGGACUCCCCUCAACUGGCCACAUUGGCUGAUGAAGUUUCUGCUUCCCUGGCCAAGCAAGGCUUGUGAUUGUAUUGUAGUGGUUGGAGAUAAUAAGAGAAAAAUUAACUCUGUUCCUUCUUUCUGUUCUUUUUUCCCCAUCUACAUCCCUCAUCAUUCCUAUUUAUUUAAAGUUAAUAUCAACUCUAAUCUGUUCCCUCUCCUUCCUUUAUUUAAACAGUCAUCUGUGGUCUUAGGAUUUCAUAAUAAUUAACAACUUGGAAGCAAAGAUUUCCAUCCUAUAUGGAAUACGCUAUUUAAAAAGUCUCCCAUCACUUCGCCUCAUCUCAAAACAAAAACAAAUUUAAUUGACUACAUAUAAAUUAGUGAUAUUUGAAAUCUCAAACUUGGGGACGUAAAAUGAUAUAUUCUGCUGUACAUGCUCAUUAUUUGGCCAAGUUUUUUCCAUUGAAAUAUAAGGCAUAGAAGCCUCAUGACCACCUUAACAAUCAUGGCUGCUUAUUUAGUAUAGAAGUUAAUGCAGGUCCAGAGAUUUCUAGUGUACAAGCAGAUCUUCUACUUCAAAUGUCUCUCCUGCUAGAGCUGGAAUCCCAGGCUUUAAUAUUUGAAGUAUAUUUCUUCCUUUGAAGGAAAAAUUUUGAUAUAGGAAAGAGAGCUUUUGAAAGGACUGUUAUGUUACAUAUGCACCUAUUCUUUUUGGUACUGAGAAUUUUUGGGAACCAGGUUUAAGUUCAAGAUAAAACUGCAUGCUUUGGAUAAUUAAGACGUAAGCCAAAACUGCCUUGAAAGCCUGCAGAAUGCCAGUUCUCUUUAAUUGAAAUGAUGUAUUUUAAAGGCGAUAGCUUAUCUAUUUUUUGUUUGUAUCUAAAAUUAAUCUUUGACUUUAGGCUGUAUGGUCAUCCUACUAAAAUAAUUGGACUUAAUUUCUUAUAUGCUAAGUUCUUUUAAUUUUAUUGGAUCAGUUACAUUCUUUUUUCUCUUUUUCAGUUAACUAUUGCCUCUCUUUUGCCCAUCUCACCUUCAACCUCCAUGAUUUUGUCACACCAUAAAAAUUUGUCCAGAAUUGCUGGGGAAGAAGCAAAUUUGCCUUUGUGUUCAGCCCAAUUGGCCUGGUUGUUCCAAUGUUUUUUGUAAAUGUAGAAAUUUGUGAGAUAGAGGUAUGGCUCUAGGCAUAUUUAAAAAUAAAGGAAUUGAUGUACUUAUUUAUGGUGCAUGCAGGUGUUUUUUAGGAAGGACAAUUGCGUGAAAGGUCACCAGUUCAGCAGAAGUGGGAACAUGUAUAUUUUGACCUAUAUAUCACACAUCUUUAUGUAAUAUUUGUGUAUUUGAAAGAAGCAUCACACAUCAGAAAUCAUAGCCAGAAGCAAGUACACUCCUUUCAAUAGUUAGCAUUCAGUUACUACUUGUAGAUUAUUCAGGAGACUUUUUAGCACCUUAGAUAUUGCAGAAUUAUGAUUUGCACUCAACCACAUGAGUCUAAUCAUCAAACUGUUAGGGAUCCUGGGAGUUGUAAUUCAGAAAUAGCAGAAGAGUUGUCAGAAGAACUAGCUGUAAGAAUGAGGGAUGUGUUUCUGCUAUUAAGCUCACUCACUGCAUUGCAGCAAGCACUGCUAAAAGACAUUUGAUUCUGAAGAUCUGUGAACUUUAAUUGAUCCACUGUGAAAAAACGUAAUUUUCAUAAGGCACGUUGCAUGAAAGCACUGAUUUAACAAGCUUUUCCCCACAUGCUGCUCGUUGUCGGGAGAAAUUUUUCUAUGCUAAGGGGAUAUAUUUGAUAUUCCACAAAAAUAUUACUGAAUUACAACUCCCAUCUUGCAUUACCUGUCAUAGUGGCAAUGAAUAAAUUUAGAGUCCUCCAAGAAUCUGUGUUAUAUGAAAUAUAUCUGUGAGGGGCAACAAAUUAGACUGAACAGAAAUUGUGAAUAACUGGUUUGUCCCUUUCUACCAGAUUUAGCGAUAAGUGUUUGAAAUUGCUGAGACAUUUUUUUAGGAUGAUUUAAUUCAAAAGAACAUAAAAAUAAGGAAUUUUAUAGGCGGAGUAGAACAAGAAUGACUGUUGGAUCAAUUGGAGUGCUCUAAGAGCAUCUAAGAAUAUCUAGUUGAUUUUAGAGAUACAUUCUUCUUUCCACAAAAACUGAAGCUUGCAGUAUAUACAAUCAUUAUGGUGUUCAUCACUAUUGAAUUCUGUUUUCUUGCUCACUCUUCUACACUCAGAGCAAUGACAGGAAACUUCCUUGGUGAUCAUCCCUUUCCAACCUAGUUCAUGGUAUCCCUUUGGACUAUAAUGAAAAUCCCAGCCUGUAUCCUUUCUAGGUUGAGCCAACAGUCAUAAAAGAGAUUGGUUUUUCUCUGCAUGCUGUAGUUUCAUGCAUGUGAUCAAAGGUAAUCAUGCUAACUCAAAGUCUAACUGCAUGUGUUUGGUUGACAGCAAAAAUUGACAAUGAUCAAAGUUGAAAGGGCUUUUAAGAAAACUGGUUUGCUCUGGAAACAAUCUAUUUUUUAACAUGUUAAUCUGAUUUCAAGUCUGAAAUUUUGAAAUUACCAAAAUCAGGAUACCUUAAUAGGCAACAGAUAAAGAAUCCUUGGUAAAAAGAAACAUUUUGUUUCAAAGCCAAUUAAAAGAAGGUCCAGUUAUUAUCAUUUGCUUUAUGAUCCUUAAUACCCAUCAUAUUCUGGGGGAGGGGGAAUGGAUAGAGGAGCAGCACCAAGUUGAAGAAAUCAUACAAGUCGAUAAUUCUUGGUCAGCAGCAUUGCCCUUUUGAUUUGCUGUAAAAACAUAAAUGUUCAUCUGUGGUACCGCCAUCCUUUUUCAGUACCAAGAUAAAAGUCAAGGGGAAAUUACUUGCUCCAUCAGUUCAAAGGAGGUUUCCUCUUUUUUUGUAUACUAAUCAAUCAUCUGGAUCAUGUGAAGAAAGUUUUGACAAGCAGAACUUGUGGGAUCUGAAGGGGAGAGUGAGUUGGACAGAGCUAAGGAGAUAUUUUACUCCUCAAACGCUCAAGUGGAAGAGAAGAUUUUGCAGAGGAUUCAUCUGUACAUCAACAGUCACUUUCCAGUCAUUUAUAAGCCUGUUGUUACCUCUGUAGUUAAGUUAGGAUGGUAGGUUUAUUCUUUUUUAAACUAAAAAAAUUAUCAAAAUUAGAAAAUCUUUCACUGCGAAGCUAUACACUAUGCCAUUGUGAUUUCUUUUUGCUUGCGUUUGAGGACUUUGGGCUGGAAAAUCUUACAAUAUCCUUAGCAGCUACUGUAGAAGAAUAAGCCUCAAAACACCCCCACAUUUGAUAACUCUCUUUCUUCAGCAUUCAACAGUGAAGAGCAAUCAUGCUCUACUUCUAGAAAGAGUAUUGGUCUUUAAGUCCUUUUUCAGAAAAUUAUGCCUUGCCUCCAUUUAUAUUUACUAGUGCUUAAAUCCUCCUCUUUCCAAAGCAUUUCACACAUAUUUGAGUGUUCUGAAUUCUUUCACCUACCCUCUUUUAGCCAUUUUCUUUGAUCAUAGGUCCCAUUUCCCAACUGUAUUUUGAUUGACUUUGUGUCCUUCUAGGAUUCACAGAUAUUUUCCCCCAGAUGGUGAAGACCCAAGGUGGUUCCAGACCAAAGCCAUCUUAAACUGAGUGGCUUCUGUUUUAUCUUGGUAUAUAAAUAUACAUAUCUAGGGGUUUAAAAGUGUUAAAACAUGACAUUGGUUUUGAAGUUCACAAAAAAGGGGCUUUAUUACAUAAAUUUGCAAGUACAAAAAAGGGACAAUGGAGUUUGGAAAACACCAUCAUUCCCUUUUAAAAGUUUUUUCAGAGACGGGGAAACCGGGAGGGGGUGGGAAGGGCAUGAGAUUUCCAUAUGGUCAUCCUAGCUUAGCUACCUGUCUGUAACUGUCCAUGUUGUAUUUGUGUGUUUUAACAACUGGUUUACACUGACUGUUGCUGUAAAAGUGAAUUUGGAAAUAAAAAGUCAUUACAACAAUAAUUCAAUGUGUUGUCUUUGUUGAAGAAAACUCCCCAGACAGAAGCAGGGGCAAACUUCUUCCAAACUGCCAUUAAGAAAAGCUUCCAGACUCAAUGUAAUCAUCAGAAUUAAGCCUGAAAAACUUUCCUUUUAUUGAAAGGAUGGGAUGGUGCUCACACCAAGCUGAUUAAGGCAACUGUGAUUAUCUUUGCACCUUCCAUUUCUUGCAGCAUCUCUUACCCAUUCCAUAAAUGGCAUUCACUUUUAUUCAGCUGCUUUACCUAUCAUAAAAAGUAAAAUGCUCAAAAUCCUGGCUAAAUCACCUAUCUGAAAAAAGUACUAUUUCUUUGAAAUAUUAUCAAUAGUUCGUAAAACUCAUUUUACAAUCCAAAAAUGAAAACCACUGUGUUUUCUAUUGAAAUAGUUUCCUUAAUUCUCUAAAUCCCCUACAAUGUAUUUUCCCCAUUUUAUUCCCCAAUAAAUUAUAGCACUUUCCUUAACUUUUAAAUUUUUUUAAUUUUUUUUUAUAAGCACACAUUGGUGCUUUGGCCAACAGAAUCAAGACAUUAAACAAAGAUCAGCUUCUCUGAAGAAAAGCAUUUCUAUAUAACAAAGACAUUACACAGCUUGAAGCAGGAAAAGAAAUAUUUACAAAAUACAAGGUGGGUUUUAUUUUUAUUUUUUGUAGAUUUUUUUCCUUUUUAACGCUAAGAUGGUUAUUCAGAAUUUUCAACUUUAUAAAUAGAAAAGCACUUAACGCAGAGGGAUAUAGUAGCAUUGGGUUUUUUCCUUUUUUUUAAAAAAAAUAAACAGAACAGAACCAAAAACUUUAGGUAAUGUUGAAAAUUGUGAAAAAACCCCAACCAUUAAGCAGUUUAGCUACUAUUUUGUUACGAUUACAAAAUGAGAAAAAAGUUUUUUUUUCCUUUUUUGGUGAUGUGAUUAAUAUAGAAGACAGGCGCAAUGCUUAACAACAGGACAGGGACCAACAGCCACACCGCUAAGGUCAGGAAAACAUUACAAUGGAUUGGUGUGCAAAAUAUGGGAGUGACCAGGGAAGUGAAGUGAGGACAGUGGCCUUAAAUUAAAUUAAAACUAAAGUAAAUUCUGAUCUGUUCAACUUGGCAAAAAUCAGUCCAAGCCAUUUUUAGGAGGGAAAAAAAAAGACAUGAGAUUUACUUCUCUCUCAAAACUACUCUUUAAAUUGCGAAAAAGAAAACAAAAAAAUCAGAUCUGUUCAUCAAGGCAAAGGUCAGCCCAAGCCAUUUUCAGGAAAGGAAAAAAAAGAUUUGAGAUUUACUUCUCUCUCAAAAUUGCUCUUUAAAUAAAAAAAAAAAUCAGAUCUGUUCAUCAUGGCAAAAAUCAGCCCAAGCCGUAGGGGUAGGAGUGUGGGGUGUUUGUGUGAUAGGGACAUGAUUGAGAUUUACUUCUCUCUCAAAAGUGCUCUUUCAAUUUAAAAAAACAAAAACAAAACAGAUCUGUUGAGCUUGGCAAAAGCCAGGCCAAGUCAUUUUCAGGGGAGG